This is a messenger RNA of Helicoverpa armigera (cotton bollworm), 732 nucleotides long. RefSeq lists its product as uncharacterized. Lineage: Eukaryota; Metazoa; Arthropoda; Insecta; Lepidoptera; Noctuidae. The transcript has 3 exons. The record is from RefSeq and is a predicted model, not a curated record. The annotation marks the transcript as partial.
CACCUUUGAUUAAACGUUUUAUUAUUAUUAAAUUAUAAUAAAAACUGAAUGUUAUAUAAAGAAGAGACCCAAAGUUAAUUAUUAGACAUUAUAAAAUGGCAUUAUCUUUAGCAAUUUAACAUAGUUACGGAGAUUUUUUUUUUUUUUAAAUGACGUGUACCGAACGCACCCACUUGACAUCCGACGCGCGUAAUGGCGCCAAAUUUGUUUAUGUUUUGCUAGACAACAAAAGUAUUUCUGUUUUUUUUUUGCUACAAAGUGCUUUUAAUAUAAUAAAUAAUUAUGCGAACCAGUCAGACGCAGUAUGAAAUGAUGGUGGAAUUCAUGGAAGCGUGAGUAAACAGUUUUAAUAAGUUUGAGUGGCAUAAACUUUAGUGUGAAGUAUUUUAAGUGCAAUGCUAUUUCUAUUCCAGAAACGGAGAUUUGUCAAAACCUUCAGGCGGCCCACGAGGUCGCAAUUUCAUAAAUAUGAAAUGGAAGGAGUUGUCAAAUCAAUUAAAUAGUGAAGGCACAGGCGAAUCAAGGUCUGAGGAGAAAUGGCGCAAGGAAGCUGCUGAAAUUUCUCAACCAUCAGAGAUGAGAGUUCCUGAUGCACAUGUGGAUGACUAUGAAAUAGAUUGGAAUAUUCCGGGCACAAGUAGUCAGCCAACAGUGGCUCCCCCUAGACCGCCGAGUCCACGAGAUGAAACCCCUGUUCUCCCAUCCACUGAGGCACAUCCUCCAUCUCCUAAA